Chanos chanos (milkfish) is the source of this 3306-nucleotide messenger RNA. It is a transcript of the gene nrd1b, whose product is annotated as nardilysin b (N-arginine dibasic convertase). Bases 1 to 3306 code for a protein of 1101 amino acids. Gene Ontology annotation, biological process: proteolysis. NCBI's taxonomy places the organism in Eukaryota, Metazoa, Chordata, Actinopteri, Gonorynchiformes, Chanidae. The record is from RefSeq and is a predicted model, not a curated record. The transcript is spliced from 30 exons. Gene Ontology annotation, molecular function: metal ion binding; metalloendopeptidase activity.
AUGCCUCAAACGAAUAAAUCCAAAACUUCAAGCGGCACUAAUCAAGUGUCCGCUCCCGAUAGCGGCGAGCCACCUCCUCAAACAGAAUCAAGGGAACCCAUGGCUUCGGGGGACCAUAUAGGGGUUUGUGAGGAGGACCAAGGCGACCUGGAAAUUGUCAAAUCCCCAAGUGACCCGAAGAAGUACCGGUACAUUGAGUUAAAUAAUGGACUGAGAGCCCUUCUUAUAUCAGACCUCAGCAAAGGAGACGUUAAGAGUGAUUCAGAAGAGCCAGACAAAAACGAUGAAGAAGAAGAUGAUAAUGGCGAUGAUGAUGAUGAUAAUGAUGAUGGCGGUGGUGGGGGAGAUUCUGAGGAAGAAUGCUCUCAAGAUGAUGAAAGUGUCCAUGGGCAAGAGAGUGAACCAGACGUACAUGGUGAUGAGAGGAAGAAAGGCUCAUCAGAGAAACAAUCUGCUGCUGCUCUCUGCAUCAGUGUGGGAAGCUUUAGCGACCCAGAGGAUCUGCCUGGUCUAGCCCAUUUCUUAGAGCACAUGGUGUUUAUGGGGAGUGAAAAGUAUCCUGCUGAGAAUGGUCUUGAUGCAUUUCUGAAGAAACAUGGGGGCAGUGACAAUGCCUCUACAGACUGUGAAAGGACCAUUUUCCAGUUUGACGUCCAGAGGAAGUAUUUUCGGGAUGCCCUGGACAGGUGGGCGCAGUUCUUUAUCUGUCCCCUAAUGAUUGAAGACGCUAUUGAUAGGGAGGUCGAGGCAGUCGACAGCGAAUACCAGCUGGCGAGACCGUCAGAUUCUCAUCGUAAAGAGAUGCUGUUUGGAAGCCUGGCCAAAGCCAAACACCCAAUGAGCAAGUUCUGUUGGGGAAAUGCUCAGACUCUGAAACACGAGCCCAGAGAAAAGAACAUUAACACGUAUGAGCGACUGCGAGAGUUCUGGAGGAGGAACUACUCUGCCCAUUACAUGACCCUCACCGUGCAGUCCAAAGAAACUCUGGACACUCUCGAGAAAUGGGUGAGGGAGAUCUUCAGCAAUGUCCCUAACAAUGGUCUGCCACAGCCUGACUUCUCCCAUCUUCAGGACCCCUUUGAAACUCCUGCCUUCAACAAACUUUACAGAGUGAUUCCUGUGAGAAAAAUUCAUGCACUUACAAUCACCUGGGCAUUACCUCCUCAGGGCAAGUAUUACAGGGUAAAACCUCUGCACUACAUAUCCUGGCUCAUAACUCAUGAAGGUGCUGGCAGUAUACUCUCCAUGCUCAGAAAGAAGUGCUGGGCUCUGGCUCUGUUUGGAGGGAACAGUGAGACAGGUUUUGAUCAGAACACUACCUAUUCCAUCUUCAGUAUCUCCAUCACCUUAACAGACGAGGGCUUCCAGAACUUCUACCAGGUGGUUCAUUUGGUCUUCCAGUACCUGAAAAUGCUUCAGACUCUUGGACCUCAGCAGAGGAUUUAUGAAGAAAUUCAAAAAAUUGAAGCCAACGAGUUUCAUUAUCAAGAGCAGACAGACCCAAUAGAGUUUGUGGAGAACAUUUGUGAGAACAUGCAGCUCUUCCCUAAAGAAGACUUCCUGACUGGAGACCAGCUCAUGUUCGAAUACAAUGAAGAGGUGAUCUCCUCAGCUCUGUCUCUCCUGACUCCUGAGAAAGCCAACCUGUUACUACUGUCCCCUGAGCACGAAGGCUGCUGUGACCUGAAGGAGAAAUGGUUUGGAACCCAGUACAGUGUAGAGGAUAUCCCUAAGGAAUGGAGUGACCCCUGGGCUGGAGAUUUCAAACUGAACCCUAACCUUCAUCUUCCAGCGGAGAAUAAGUUCAUAGCCACUGAUUUUACUUUGAAAACAUCGGAUUGCACAGACACAGAAUUCCCUGUGAAAAUAGUGGACGAUGAAAGAGGUCGUCUCUGGUUCAAAAAGGACAAUAAGUUUAAGAUACCAAAAGCUUAUGUCCGCUUCAACCUGCUCUCUCCGCUCAUUCAAAAAUCACCUGAAAACCUGGUUCUAUUUGACAUCUUUGUGAACAUCCUGGCUCACAAUCUGGCAGAACCGGCCUACGAUGCAGAUGUGGCCCAGCUAGAGUACAAACUGGUGGCGGGAGAACAUGGAAUGGCCAUACGACUCAAGGGCUUCAACCACAAACUACCUUUGCUCUGGAACCUCAUAGUGGACUACCUAGCAGAUUUCACCGCUGCCCCGGAUGUGUUUACCAUGUUUGCUGAGCAGCUGAAGAAAACUUAUUUCAAUAUACUCAUCAAACCAGAGAGACUGGGAAAGGACGUGCGCCUCCUGAUCCUAGAGCACUGCCGCUGGUCUGUGAUACAGAAAUAUCAGGCCAUUAUGAAGGGUCUCUCUGUAGAUGACCUCAUGACCUUCGUCAACAGCUUCAAGGCAGAGCUAUACGCGGAAGGUCUUAUCCAGGGAAACUUCACCAGUGCUGAGGCGAAGGACUUCCUGCAGUAUUUCAUUGAUAAACUUCAGUUCAGACCUCUCACCGCUGAGGCUCCUGUUCUGUUUCGUGUGGUGGAGCUUCCCCAGAAACACCACCUGUGUAAAGUCCAGUCGCUCAACAAAGAUGAUGCCAACUCUGAAGUCACAGUGUACUAUCAGUCUGGGCUGAAAAAUCUGAGAGAACACUCAUUAAUGGAGCUGCUAGUGAUGCAUAUGGAGGAACCAUGCUUUGAUUUCCUCAGAACGAAGGAAACUCUGGGGUAUCAAGUGUACCCUACCUGUAGAAACACCUCUGGAGUUCUGGGCUUCUCUGUUACAGUGGAGACUCAGGCAACAAAAUUCAACACUGACUUUGUGGAGGCAAAGAUUGAGGAGUUCUUGGUGAGCUUUGGAGAGAAGCUGAAAAAUCUGUCCGACGAGGCUUUCAACACCCAGGUCACGGCUCUGAUCAAGCUAAAGGAGUGUGAGGACACACAUUUAGGCGAGGAGGUGGAGAGGAACUGGUUCGAGGUAGUGACUCAACAGUAUGUCUUUGAUCGGCUCAGCAAAGAGAUUGAAGCACUUAAACAGUUCACCAAACCAGAACUGGUGUCUUGGUUUAUGGAACACCGCAAAUCAAACAGCAGGAAGCUCAGUGUGCAUGUGGUUGGCUUUGGCGAGCAAGAGGCGGGAAGUCGGGAAGAUGACCAGUCCGGUCCUAAGAAUGCGCAAGAGAACGGAGGUCCAGAGAAGUCUUCCUCUUAUGGAGAGGUCUCCAAACUCACGUUCCUGCCCGCCUCAUGUCUCCUGGAAGAUGCCACCAUGAUCACAGACAUUAGAGCCUUCACCUCAUCCCUGAAACUCUACCCUUACCACAAAAUCCUACACUAA